AUCGCUCUUUACCCCCUUGCGCAAAGUGUCAUUUUCUGUGCGGCGGCAGUGGCGGUGGGCUACUGUAUACGUGUAUACGUUGCUGUGUUAUGCUGCUCCAAUUUCUCGCUGGCGGUAACCCGUCAAUGACCUUACUACAUUUGUAAUUUCCCUCUUUGCUAUACGCAAGUGAAUGUUCACGGAGACGUCGAGAUUGUUCCGGCACAGUGAUUUUGAAGCAGUUUUCACCCCCGCUGUAUUAUGCGAUGUAUAGUCACGACGCCAUGGCAACGUGCAAACAUCGGCAGUCUUGCGUCCGUCGCUGCAUCCUGGCAAUUUUUCGAAAUAGCGCAUCAAUUAAAUUGACCAAAUGUUACAAUCGUACGAGCCGAAGAAAUACACGGUGAUAACGAAAAAGCUGCUGCUUUCACAAGCGAAUGAGCAGGCAACGAAGGGCAGACGCCACACUGCUCUGGAGAAAAUCGAGGAAAUCCGGCUGGAAUACUUGAAUAUCUUGAAAAUAGAUUGUCUGUGGCCACUGACGAAUGUGGUAAAGCUGAAGCUAAACAACAACGUGAUUGAGAAAAUCGAGAAUCUCGAGUCCUUGGUGAACCUUUGCGAGCUCGAUUUGUCCUUUAACAAGAUCACCAAAAUUGAAAACUUGGAAGCACUGAAAAAUAUCCACGUAUUGUCUUUCUACGACAAUGAGAUCGAAGUCGUCGAAGGGCUUGACAGUAUGAAUAGUCUCACGAUUCUGAGCCUCGGCAAAAAUAAUAUUUUCGAUUUAGAUCAUGUGUUGUACCUUCGCCAGUUCAAAGAGUUACGCAGCUUGCAGAUGGCAGGGAACCCUUGCACGGAGCGCAGCGGAUACAAAUGCUAUCUGAUGGCGUUCGCACCACAAUUGGUUUAUUACGGCUAUAAAAUGAUCACGGAUAAAGAGCGUGAGGAUGCCAAUGAGAAGCACCGUCGAGCUUUAUCCAACAUGCAAGAAGCAGAAAUGAAGAAACAAAAAGAAUUGGAAACCGCGGAGCUUGCGCACAGAAAAGUCGAGCAGCAAUCUGCCUCUUACGUUGAAUAUCUCGAUGAAGAUUGCUUGUUCCUGCAGAUGUUCAUCGAUGAUGAUGAGGGAAGGAAAUUGGCGGAGCUUACUCAAGAUACCAAAGUCGCGUACGAGCAAUAUCGGCAAACCUUCUCCGAAAUCUGCCACCAGUUAUACGAGCUCGGCUUGAAGGAAGAACUUCGCAGGCAAGAUGAGGUGAAAGCCCUGAGAAGUAUCGUUGAGAGGGUCGAAGCGGCAGUCAUGAAAAAAGCUCGAGCGAUUAUCAACAGCAUUCAAGGUAAAAGAUUGGAAAUAACCGUUCGAGUAACACAAAUGCUACGCGAGGCAGCUAUAGCAGCCGAGGAUGCGGACCUCGAUGACGACACGAUCGAUGAAAUCGACCGACUUGCCAAGCAAUUGUCGCGAGACUUCAACAUCUUCCUUGUCAAUAUGCGAACAAAACUUAUGCGCGAGGAGACGAUUGUCGACGAGCAGAUCGAGGAGAUGAUUCGAAUGUUUAAAACUAAUAUUACUGAUAUGGUUACUUCAUUCCUUGAACCUGCCCAGGAAUAUUUCACACAACUAAGGAACCUUGAGACUGAGUAUAACGACAAUAUCGGGCCCCUGGUUAUGUCGUACUUGAAUAGUUUGGAGGACGAAGAAAAGUCACCAUUCUUAUUGUCUUUGCUGGAGGAUAAAGAUGCUUUGCAGAAUUGCCUUGCUACUUCGCAUUUUAUGCAUUUGAAGGUGAUCGACGAUCGACAAGAUCGCAUGAACAAUCGCUUAAAAGAAUGGAAUACUAAAUUUGUUGAGAAAUUAUUUGAGCAAAAUACUAAAAUGAGAAGAGAUCGAAUUUUGGAGAUUACACAUUUUCUCGACUAUCACAUUGAAAACUCAACGGUUGCGAAGAUACUAGGACAACAAUCCUCUCAAAUGGAAACUAAGGAAGGGGAAGAGGAAGAGGAAGAGGAAUCUGUUGCAGAAACUGUAGAGGAAGCCGAGAAAUCUGAAGAAGAUUGAAAAACAAAUAAUUUUUUUAAU
This is a messenger RNA of Phymastichus coffea, 2059 nucleotides long. RefSeq names its product dynein regulatory complex subunit 3-like. The coding region runs from base 350 to 2038 and encodes 562 amino acids. The record is from RefSeq and is a predicted model, not a curated record. The transcript has 9 exons. Gene Ontology annotation, molecular function: protein binding. NCBI's taxonomy places the organism in Eukaryota, Metazoa, Arthropoda, Insecta, Hymenoptera, Eulophidae.